This is a messenger RNA of Coniophora puteana RWD-64-598 SS2, 1605 nucleotides long. Its product is annotated as MFS inorganic phosphate transporter. Gene Ontology annotation, molecular function: transmembrane transporter activity. Gene Ontology annotation, cellular component: membrane. The record is from RefSeq and is a predicted model, not a curated record. The transcript is spliced from 14 exons. NCBI's taxonomy places the organism in Eukaryota, Fungi, Basidiomycota, Agaricomycetes, Boletales, Coniophoraceae. Gene Ontology annotation, biological process: transmembrane transport. The coding region runs from base 1 to 1605 and encodes 534 amino acids.
AUGUCGGACCACAAGCACACCGACUCUAUUCCCUCUUCUGAUGAUACCCAACGCUAUCGCUCUGGUCUGGAGGAGUUUGAGCGCGGAGGCGAAAACAGGCCUCCGUAUGUCUUGACCUGGCCGGAAAUGAAGCUCCUCGGUAUCGCUGGUGUUGGAUUCUUCCUUGAUGCCUACGACCUGUUCAUCAUCAACCCCGUAGCUACCAUGCUGCAGUACAGGCUCUAUGGAUCGGCACCCUUCCCCGCCAAUCUGCAGGGUCUUUUGAAGGCAUCUGCCAACAUCGGCAGUGUUAUUGGGCAAUUCUCUUUUGGCUACAUGGCUGAUGCGCUUGGUCGUAAGGCUAUCUACGGAAAAGAGCUGAUGCUGAUCAUCUUUGCCACCAUCAUGAGCUUGACUGUUCCUACCGGCACUCUAUCUGCCAAUAGCUGCAUCAUUUACCUCACGAUCUGGCGUAUCAUCCUUGGUAUUGGUGUGGGCGGUGACUACCCUAUGUCUGCUUCCGUCACUUCGGACCGCGCCGUCCUCCGCAAGCGCGGCACUAUGCUUGCCUAUAUCUUCGCGAACCAGGGCUGGGGCAGCUUCAUUGGCGCUCUCGUCACUAUCAUAGUGCUGGCCAUCUACAAGCAUUCUAUGAAUGACUUGGGCGAGACCUCCAAGGUUGACGGAGUUUGGAGAAUUGUCAUUGGCCUAUCGCUCAUUCCCGCACUCGGAACCCUAUAUCAACGUUUGACGCUCCCAGAGUCCAAGCGCUUUGAGAACGCCAAGAACAUGGAAGAGGAGCUCGACGAGAUUAAGCAGGCUAAGGAGGCUAACACUACUGUUGGCCCCGCCUCGGCAUCCAACACCAGCGUGCGCGACACUGUUCAGGCGACCGUCCACCAGAAGGCCCACUUCAGAGGUGAGAGCGGAUUGCGUCCAUGUUCACAUGCAUUUCUAGAAUUCCUCACCUACAUCUCGGAAUGGCGCCAUGCUAAGAUUCUCAUCGCUACAUGUGGUUGCUGGUUCUUGCUCGACGUCGCAUUCUAUGGUAUCAACCUCAACCAAAACGUCGUAUUGGCCGAGAUCGGCUUCGCAGGAAAGUCCGGCUCGGACUGGGAGAAGCUCUGGAAAAUCUCGUUAGGCAAUAUCAUUGUUACUGCUCUUGGAUUUGUGCCAGGCUACUAUGUGACCGUCCUAACUAUCGAGAAGCUUGGUCGCAAGUGGAUUCAGAUCCAGGGUUUCCUCGUGACUGCUCUCUUCCUGGGUAUCCUCGCUGGCCGCUUCACUGAAUUGAGCACCGCCGCCUUCAUCGUCAACUUCUCGCUUCUUCAAUUCUUCUUUAACUGGGGUGCAAAUGCCACUACCUACUGCUAUCCCGCGGAGGUCUUCCCCACCCGCUAUAAGGCCUUUGCCCACGGCGUGUCGGCCGCCUGCGGUAAGGCCGGCGCUAUCAUAUCAGCGCUCGUGUUCAACACGUUAACGGCCUCGAUCGGCACGCCCGCUGUCCUCUGGAUCUUCUUCGCCUGCUCUAUCCUCGGUGCCGCCCUUACACUUCUCCUUCCCGAGGUCCGCGGCCGUGAUGCGGAUGAGGUCCUCGCUCAGGAGCUUAAGGAAAAGCGGUCAUAG